AUGGAUGAUGCAUUUGCUGUUCCCAUUACCUCAGAAGAGGAUGAUAACCGCCCAGACUACUGUUACACAGGGUGCGCUCCGGUAACUAAGGAUGAAGAAGUCACUUCACAAGAGGACAAUCAUCGGUCAGUCUGCGGUUCUUUAAGGUGCGCUCCAAUAUCAAUGGAUAACAAGCAUUCAUCAGAAGACUACAGUGCUCAUUCUCAUUGCGGGUUUUUGGGGUGCGCUCCACUAACCACCUGUGAGCAGGCCGUUCCACCCACCAUGGGUGCAGGGUUCUAUGGUGGGUCCUUAUACCCGUCAGUGGAAGUGACGCAUAUGGGUAUUAUCCACUUUCAGACAGUUUCUACACAGUGUCUAAGGUUCGACAAGUUACUAGGCUAG
Opisthorchis viverrini is the source of this 384-nucleotide messenger RNA. RefSeq lists its product as hypothetical. The record is from RefSeq and is a predicted model, not a curated record. NCBI's taxonomy places the organism in Eukaryota, Metazoa, Platyhelminthes, Trematoda, Opisthorchiida, Opisthorchiidae. The coding region runs from base 1 to 384 and encodes 127 amino acids. The transcript has a single exon.